Capsicum annuum is the source of this 2407-nucleotide messenger RNA. Its product is annotated as cysteine-rich receptor-like protein kinase 3. Gene Ontology annotation, biological process: protein phosphorylation. Gene Ontology annotation, molecular function: ATP binding; protein kinase activity. The record is from RefSeq and is a predicted model, not a curated record. Bases 118 to 2067 code for a protein of 649 amino acids. The transcript is spliced from 7 exons. Lineage: Eukaryota; Viridiplantae; Streptophyta; Magnoliopsida; Solanales; Solanaceae.
AAGAAACAAAGAACUAAACUUCCAUUUUCCAGCUGCAAGUUCUAUCCCCAUAAACCUCUCAAAGUUUUGCCAUCAAUUUCACCUUUCCUACCUUAAUUCCUUCAAAAAUCAUCAUAAAUGGAUUGUUCAUUAAAAUUUAUAUUUUUAUUUACUCUAUUGUCACUCAUAAAUCUUUCAGUUUCUGAUCCAAGAGCAACAGAAGCAGCUUUAAUAUGUUCAAACAAAACAGCUGCAUCAUCUGAUCGACAAGUUUACGUGGCCAAUUUUUUGGCCGCGAUGGAUAGCGUAACGCCAUUAGUAUCGCGGACAAAAUUUGGAGCAGUAAUAAAUGGAACAGGGAAUAAUACAGUAUAUGCUUAUGGUGAAUGCCUGAAAGAUUUGUCACAAACUGAUUGUAAUCUAUGUUUUGCUCAAUGUAAAACACAAAUAUUAAGAUGUUUACCAUUUCAAAGAUUGAUUACUGGUGGUAGAUUAUAUUAUGAUGGUUGCUUUUUAAGGUAUGAUUAUUAUAAUUUUUUUAAUGAAAGUAUGAGUAGUGUGGACAGGACUAUUUGUGGAAAUAGUAGUUUUGUUGGUGAUCAGAGGUUGUUUAAGGAAAAUGUUGGGAAGUUGAUGAGGGAUUUGAAGGUAGGUGGGAUAAAGAAUGAUGGGUUUUUGACAGGGGUGGUGGGGAAUGGGAGUUUUAGUGUUUAUGGUUUGGCGCAGUGUUGGGAGUUUGUGAAUGGAAGUGGUUGUCAAAGGUGUAUUUCUGAUGCAGUUAUGAAAAUUGGUUCUUGUUUUGGUAAGGAAGAAGGGAGGGUGUUGAAUGCUGGUUGUUAUGUUAGGUAUUCUACUCAGAAAUUCUUUAAUAAUUCUGCAAGUGAUACUCCUGCUGCUAGAAAUGGGGGAGGAUCGAAUCGUUUGGCUGUUAUUCUCGCAACAACUCUGGGUAUUUCUGCUUUCUUGCUAUUUGUAUCGGCUGUUUCAUUCUUUGUGCGCAAGAAGGUUCUUAAACAACAGAGAGAGAAGCAGCAGCUAGGAGCUUCCAUAAGAACAGUUAACAAAUCAAAACUGAAUAUUUCCUAUGAAACUCUUGAGAAGGCAGCAAAUUACUUUAACAGCUCCAAUAAAUUGGGACAAGGAGGAUCUGGGUCUGUUUACAAGGGGAUCCUGCCUGAUGGUCGUGUUGUUGCUAUAAAGAGGCUCUUCUUCAAUACGAGGCAAUGGGUUGAUCAUUUCUUUAAUGAAGUCAAUUUGAUUAGCGGCAUACAUCACAAAAACCUUGUACAGCUAUUAGGUUGCAGCAUUACGGGGCCAGAAAGUCUUCUAGUGUAUGAGUACGUGCCCAAUCAUAGUCUUUCGGAUUACAUCUUUGACACAAAGAACCUUCAGCCACUUACAUGGCGUCAAAGAUACAAGAUUGUGUUGGGUACUGCUGAGGGAUUGGCCUAUCUUCAUGAAGAAUCGAAAUUAAGGAUCAUUCAUAGAGACAUAAAGUUAAGCAAUGUUCUUCUAGAUGAAGAUUUCACUGCAAAAAUUGCUGAUUUUGGUUUAGCCAGGUUAUUUCCUGAAGACAAGAGUCAUAUUAGCACAGCUAUUGCUGGCACACUCGGUUACAUGGCUCCAGAGUACAUUGUACGUGGUAAACUGACUGAGAAAGCUGAUGUCUAUAGUUUUGGAGUUCUUGUUAUCGAAGUCGUAUGUGGAAAGAAGAACAAUUAUGUUUUCAAGAAUACUAAUUCUCUUCUGCAGCAGUUGUGGAACUUGUAUGGCAUGGGAAAAUCUUGUGAAGCAGUUGACCCUUUAUUAGAGGGUAAAUUCAACGAAGAGGAAGCAUCUAAACUGCUUCAAGUCGGUCUUCUUUGUGUACAAGCAUCUGCAGAACUACGACCCGCCAUGUCAAGUGUCGUGAAAAUGCUCACCGAGAACCAUGAAAUUCCUCAGCCAACACAGCCACCAUUCCUCAAUUCUGGUAGUUCAGAAUUUAGUCCAUUUAAUCUGCAAGGCAAAAGGUUCUACGGUCAACCAAGCUCCUCUACACUAUCUUCUGGGAAUAAAUUGACGGAGAGUUGGGUCGAACCUAGAUAAACUAAGGUGAUCAAGAAUUUUGACCCCACUCAAUGAUCAUCUCGAAUUGGCAUUUGAUUUUGUUCUCAGCAAAGGGCAACUUUUGAAGUUUGUUUCUGUGAUUAGGCAUUAAGGUCUGAGAUAAUGAGCUUAACAUUAACUAGUACUCACCCUCCAUUCUUUUACUAAUAUUUGGCUAUUAUAUGAUUUAGUUCAAUUCCUUUUGUGAAUACCCCAAAUGAGCUGUUUCUAAUGUAAAAUUUCUGUAUAGUGCCUGAAUUAUGAUACAUAUAGUAUCUGCUGCAGUUGCAAUUAACUAUAUCUACUGUUACUCAUUUUCGAGUUAGUAAUUUGCAUUAAA